This is a messenger RNA of Anopheles maculipalpis, 2067 nucleotides long. Its product is annotated as zinc finger protein 845-like. Gene Ontology annotation, molecular function: RNA polymerase II cis-regulatory region sequence-specific DNA binding; DNA-binding transcription factor activity, RNA polymerase II-specific. Lineage: Eukaryota; Metazoa; Arthropoda; Insecta; Diptera; Culicidae. Gene Ontology annotation, biological process: regulation of DNA-templated transcription. The record is from RefSeq and is a predicted model, not a curated record. Bases 1 to 2067 code for a protein of 688 amino acids. The transcript is spliced from 3 exons.
AUGCAAUCUACCUCGGAAAAACCUGACGAAAACGUUUGUCUAGAAGUGGCACGAUCCGCCGUCAAAAAUGAAAGCAAAAGCGCCAUUUCCUGCGAGUUUUGUGGUAAAACGUUUAAAUUCAAGGCAACACUUCGCCAGCACGAACAAAUCCACUACGGUAUUAAGCAGCAUGAGUGUGAGAUGUGCCAUCGUAGAUUUUUGCACAAAAGCACCCUUAAGUGCCACCUUCGACUACACACCGGCGAGAAGCCGUACAAGUGUUCCUAUUGUCCGAAAACAUUCCGUGGCCAAACAGCGCUAAACUGCCACAUCUUUCGUCACACGAACGAAGGAGCAAAAUGUCCGGUUUGUCUGAAGGUGUUUGCUACGAGUUCGAUAGUGAAGCAGCAUCGAAAGCAGGUGCAUACGAACGAACGGCUUAAUGUGUGCAAUCUGUGCGGCAUGACCUACAAGCAUCUGAAGAGUUUGAGACUACAUUUGCGUAACCACCAGAAGCGAGUGUGUCCAGAGUGUGGUGUUGGAUUUGAUAGUGUGUACGCGAUGCUAAAGCACCGAAAGUCGCACACGAAAGAAAAGCUACCGUACAAGUGUGAACACUGUGAUCGAGCGUUUGAGGAUCGAUCGAAGCUUGCUUCACACGAGAACUUGAGGGGUCGGCGGUUUCAGUGCGAACUGUGCUGCCAUAGUUUUAACAAACCAGACUACCUGACGAAUCACCAGCGUCGUGUUCAUUGGAAGGAAAUGGGUCUCGAUCGGCUAAAAGUGGCCCAACCACCGAAUGGUUGGAACCGCAAAGGCAUCCCAAAGCCGCAACGUUCAAAGAAAGCGAUGAAAAGAGCUGAGCCAGAAGCUUAUCUAGAUGAUUUUGCUAUGGUUGAUGACGAUGGAAAGCAAUCAUCAAUAAGUGAUGAGAAAUAUUUGGAGGAAAGGAAUGAAAGUGCAGCUGAUGAAUUGACGAUAGUAAAGGUUCAGCCGGUGUCAGCAACAGUUACAUGUCCUGUAAAUGUGAACAGAAGAAAUGAAGAAUCUUCAGACGUAAUGGUCCAGCGAGAAAUGUCGCCUGAUGAAACAAUUUUUAAAAGUGAAGAAAAGGCUAACAAUCCAGCUGACUCGUCAAGCGUAAAAGCUUUACAUACUAGCGAGAAAGCAAACGAAGAUUUUUGUUUGCCGUUAUCAUCUAUCAACCCAAAGCCAAGACAAAGUUCAAAGGAGUCGUUCAUCUGUGAAUUGUGCGGCAACUUGUACGCAUCCGGCACAACACUUGCCGUGCAUCGUGUUAAACAGCACGCCAGUGCCCGCUUUCAGUGUGACCAGUGCCACCGAACCUUCGGCUUUCGUUGCUUCCUUGAAAAACACAUCCGAACGGAACACGAGAAUGAACGUGUUUCGUGCAAAUUGUGUGACAAGCAAUUCAAGUACGCACAAGAUUUAAAGGUGCACAUGCGACAUCACGACGAUCCCAAGCCAUUCAAGUGUGAUCAAUGCGCUUCCGCAUUUCGGUUUCCCGGUGCUCUAAGGUCGCAUCGAAUUUUACACCAAAAUGAGCUACCGUUCAAGUGUGAUGUGUGUGGGAACGGGUUUCGAUUUGAAAAUAGUCUACGUGUUCAUAAACGUUUACAUAGUGGUGUGAAGCAAUUUAGGUGUGAUAUUUGUGCCAGAGAAUUCGCAACCAAAGCGCCUAUGUUGCGGCACAUGAAAGUGCACGAGAAUGGUAAGGAAAUGGCGUGCAGUGUUUGCGGCAUGGUUUACUACAAAAAGGUUGAUCUUGAAAUACACCAAAGCAAAGAACACCCCAAUCAUGAGUCUAUGGCGGGAAAGGUGAAACCAAUCUAUAGCUGUGAGCAGUGUGGAAAAGAGUUUACCAAGAAAAGUAAUCUUAAAGCACAUUCGUACACACACGAAGAAGUGUAUCGAUUUACUUGCAAGCUGUGUAGUCAAUCGUUCAAACAGCACGCUGGUUUGCGAAACCACAUGAUAAAUAAUCACAAACAAACAAGCCAAGUUUCGACGGCAACGGCCGAGCUGAUCGAUCGAAUCGAAAAUGUGCAGCCAAAUGUUUUAAAUUAA